Molecule: messenger RNA, 747 nt
Organism: Brassica napus (rape)
Lineage: Eukaryota; Viridiplantae; Streptophyta; Magnoliopsida; Brassicales; Brassicaceae
Product: glutathione S-transferase T3-like
Exons: 5
Coding region: 1-747 (248 amino acids)
Source: RefSeq, a predicted model, not a curated record
AUGGCCAAAUCUGUUGGUUAUGUAAACCUUGUAAUGAGUCAAGGGCCAGUUCAUCUUGACUCCUGCGAACCUCUUCUCUUUACCGGCCAAAGUUCUGGUGUGUCUACUGUCAAAGAGAGGAGAAAAUGGUCACCGAAGGAGGAUUUAAUCCUCAUCAGUGCCUUCUGGAACGGGAUUGUAGAGUACUACAACUCCAGUCCUCAACUAGUUGGGACAAGCCCACGAGAACUUGGGCCAUGCAAGCAAAGAUGGGCUAGGAUCAACGAGGGAGUUUGCAAGUUUGCUGGCUGUUACGACAUGGCACUGAGGGAGCAGAGAAGCGGGCAAAAUGAGAACGAUGUGAUGAAGUCUGCCUUGGAUAUCUUUGCCAAUGACCAGGGAUCGAAGUUCAACUUCGAACAUGCGUGGAGGGAGCUUCGGCAUGAUGUGAAAUGGUGCUCUACCUAUCUGGAGAAGGACGAGCGCAAACCAGCGGAUUCCCAAGGCGACGGUGAAGGGGCAGUGCCAGAGCCAGAGCCAGAAGAGCGGCCAAUAGGGGUUAAGGCUGCGAAGGUGAAGUACAAGACCAUGUGCUUGUUGAAGACAGAAGCUGGUAUCAAGUCACGGACGAGCUUCCCACCUUCAUCUAGACGAGCUUUCCACUUUCAUCUCCAUCAGCAGUUCCCACCAUCUCGACGAGCAAGUGCCAGACCAUACAUAACGCCUAAUUGCUAUGGACAAUGUAUGAUGACUGUCAUUGAACUUUGA